This is a messenger RNA of Austrofundulus limnaeus, 1575 nucleotides long. RefSeq names its product zinc finger protein Helios. NCBI's taxonomy places the organism in Eukaryota, Metazoa, Chordata, Actinopteri, Cyprinodontiformes, Rivulidae. Gene Ontology annotation, biological process: positive regulation of transcription by RNA polymerase II. Gene Ontology annotation, cellular component: nucleus. The record is from RefSeq and is a predicted model, not a curated record.
GCUGUUUGGCAGUUUGCCAGCAGAGUUUUCCUUCUUGAGUGAAACUCAGAAAAGUUCAAACUAUGAGGUAAACUUCAAGAGGCUUUUUUUGUCUAGUUGGCAAGAUGUAAGGAAGAAAAAAAAACUUAAAUUAAAAGUGAAUAAUAGUAAUGAGGAAGUGUUAAUUUGCAGCGGGUUGUUUUUUUUCUAAUAAAUGGUUAAAUUUUAUGUAUUGAGGAAGUCACAAUAAUACUGUGAUGCUAAGCUGCUUGGGGUUGUAUUCAUUACAUUCAUAUAUAUACACCAAGUCCUCUAUAAAAUUAAAAGUAGAUCAGUAUCUAAAGAUGUGGUCAAGUUUUAAAUUCAUAAGUGACAGAUUUACGGCUAAAAUCACUACAUUCAGUUGAUGUUCAGGGCACAAAUAAAACACAUUUAUGGGAAGCUGAAUGCUAUAACUCCAUUGUUUAUGCUGCUAAUUGCAUUUUAAAAAUACCAGUUUUUCACACAAAGACGUUCAUUCAACAUCCACAGAUUUUAUGGCAUAUCUUCAUCCAUUUUAGGAAUUUGACAACAAAAGUAAAAUAUUGCUUCUAGCAUUUAUUUUCCUUUGAUUUACUUACAGGUGUGUUUACGUGGACAGUCAAAGUGGCUUAAAGUCUAAAAGUUGGAUGAGACGUGUAUCAGUUUGUCUGCAUGCAGAAAGCUUGUGAAACGGCAACAUCAUCAGUGCAAUAAUGUCUCUGCUGUUGACACAAGACCACCAUUUUGAAUUAACGUAACGCACGUCUGUUAACAACAAUUCAGCUAAACAUUUAUGAUAGUUUGAUAUAUUUUUUAAUCUAACUUGAACAUAACCACUGUUGUCAUGUUUCGCAAAACUGAUGCCUCUGCUAUGUAGGAACUACAUAUUUAGAUUUUUUUCUUUUAGUACCUUAAGCAAAAUAAUGGAUCUUUUACGUGAAUAAUAAUAGCUUCGUUGCGGAAAUCCUUUCAAAGUAAUAAAGAAUCAAGAUAACAGCAAAUGUGCAAAAAACCUAUUCAUUCUAAAGUUAGGUGAUGGUUGCAAUAACGUUUUUUUUUUACUCUACAGCACUCCUAAAGAAAUUGAAAUGGAGGCUUCUGCAGAUUAUUCAGCAAGUAACGGCCAAUGCUCUUCCGGUAAGGAGAAUCCGAGAAUGUCAGUGGAUAUGUCAGCACCUAAUGGACAGACGGUUCCUCAGGGUCCUAAUUCCCCCAGUGAACUGACAAUUAAGCAAGAGGAAAUGAUGGAUGAAGCUGAAAACAGCAGCCCGACAGCCGAAACCAUGGUUCAAACAGGAGAUGAAGGCGUAGCACAGGAUGAAUCAAUGACUAGCAGCCCGAGCGAUACACAGGAUAGCUUGUCAGGACCAAAUGUAUCAGCAGACACAGGAAAUCGGCAACCAAAUGGUGAAAGGCCCUUCCAGUGUAACCAGUGUGGUGUGUCGUUCACCCAAAAAGGAAAUCUGCUGCGACACAUUAAGCUGCACACUGGUGAAAAACCCUUCAAAUGCCCCUUCUGCAGCUACGCUUGCCGACGACGUGAUGCCCUUACUGGCCAUUUGCGCACUCAUUCUG